Messenger RNA from Pantherophis guttatus, 1017 nucleotides. RefSeq lists its product as uncharacterized. Gene Ontology annotation, cellular component: membrane. NCBI's taxonomy places the organism in Eukaryota, Metazoa, Chordata, Lepidosauria, Squamata, Colubridae. The record is from RefSeq and is a predicted model, not a curated record.
CUACCUGAGCAGAGCAUACAAAAAAAGAAGGUUGGGUGAUAACAAUUAUUAUUUGAUGCUGAGAGUCAGAUAUUAUGCCAGAAGACAUAAUGAUCCUCCCUUCUAGAAGAAUUGUCUACCACUUGUUCUGCUUCCUCAACUUCAUGAUUGUCCUGAUAGUCAUUUUAACUCCCUUUUGGCUCUGGAAUAAUUUCAGGAAUGAGUUUGUCUUUAUGGGGCUGUGGCUCAAAUGCAAUAACUCCGGUUGUCGUAAAGUGUCUUUGGAAAAUGCCUCUCCAGAAAUGCUACAAAAUGCCCGGUGGUUUUCACUAUUGGCCUUCAUCAGCUCUUUAACUUCCCUGAUUUUAUCACAGGAUAACCUCAGCCAAUUUUUUCAGACGGCAUUCUCUAAAAGGCUGAUUUCUACCAUGGCUAAUUUCUGUGCAGGCAUUUUUCUGCUACUUUCUCUGAUGAUUAUCUGCUUUGGGAUUACCCAUGAGAUCAAUACAGAGGAAAAAUAUCUAUCACCUUCCUUUGGUUUUUAUAUAGGUUGUGUCGCCUGUCUUCUGGCCUUCUUGUUAGGUAUAGUUAGUCUCGUGCACCCUGUUGGCUUGUUUGAAGACAGCAUAAACGAGACGACACAGAGAAGUUUGAUGAUUCCUGAGGGCUACGUUGACCAAUACACACAUUCUUUUUUAUGAACCCAGAUUAAGUUCUGGAGGAGCCUGAUUGGACGUUGGAAUUCUAACAAGUUCAUUUCAUUGAACCAGUGGGAUUCCCUCCAUUUGGAAUGCAGGAGAGCUUCUGGGAGCCCUUCUUGGCACCUCUCGCUUUUGAAUGGUCAAGGUCUUAGCAAAGUGUUCUGCUCCGCCCAUCGGAUUAUCUACUCCAUUCAUAAAGUACAUUAAUUUCUGCACAGUCACAGUGCAACAUUUCUGCCUGGAGUGCAAAAUACCCUCUUCCAGAACAGACAUCGCUUUGGAGCACUGCCUAUAAAUUGCAUUAUUAAAAAUGCAUCUCAUUCAGUGGAUGUCUCUC